Messenger RNA from Drosophila willistoni, 588 nucleotides. RefSeq names its product mitochondrial import receptor subunit TOM20 homolog B-like. Gene Ontology annotation, cellular component: mitochondrial outer membrane translocase complex; mitochondrial outer membrane. Gene Ontology annotation, biological process: tRNA import into mitochondrion; protein import into mitochondrial matrix; protein targeting. The record is from RefSeq and is a predicted model, not a curated record. Gene Ontology annotation, molecular function: transmembrane protein transporter activity. The coding region runs from base 1 to 588 and encodes 195 amino acids. The transcript has a single exon. Lineage: Eukaryota; Metazoa; Arthropoda; Insecta; Diptera; Drosophilidae.
AUGCCAGUUCAUUCGAUGAUUUUGGCCAUUGCCGGCACUGCCUCGGCCAUCUUUUUGGGCUAUUGCGUUUAUUACGAUCACAAGCGUCGCAUGGAUCCGGAAUAUCGACGCAAAUUGCACGAGCGGCGUGAACGUGACCAGGCGCAAUUGAAGAAACAGUUGCUUCACGAUGAGGCAAAAAAAGCAGCAGCCAUGGACGCCGACUCGUGGUCUCCAUGUGAAUGCGGCUGUGGUAAGAGAAUGGGCGGCAAGCCCGAUUUGAGUGAUCAAGCGGCAAUGGAACGUUAUCUGUUCCAUGAAAUCAAAUUGGGUGAAUAUCUUAUUAUCCGUGGACGUUUGGAUGAGGGUCUAACCCAUAUGGCGAAUGCGAUUGAAUUGUGUGGCCAACCGGAUGUAUUGCUACAAAUGAUGGAGGCCACUCUGCCCGAUCAUAUAUUCCGGCCAUUGAUACAGAAACUGCAGGAGCAUGCACAACUGAAUGAUAGUUCCGAGAUCAGUGAACCAUCAUCAUCGCUAUCCAUUGACGGAAACUUCAACCGACCAUCAAGUGACACUUCUUUGCCUAUUCCUCUAUUGCAUAGCCUUUAA